This is a messenger RNA of Prorocentrum cordatum, 460 nucleotides long. NCBI's taxonomy places the organism in Eukaryota, Dinophyceae, Prorocentrales, Prorocentraceae. The record is from the annotation of a GenBank genome assembly.
AGCCAGUUUGGGCCCACGCCUAUCCUGGCCCGCGUGGGCGGGGAACCCCUUCCGCCCACUGACCGAGAGGCCGAUGCGCGGGCGCUGAGGUGCUCGGCGCGGGGGCCGCCCCCAUCGAACCGAGCCAUGGCCGGACGGCGCCGGCUCGCGCUGGCAGCCGCCUGUGUGGCCGCGGUGCUCCAGCUGGCCGCCGGCGCGCCCGCGCGCGGGGGCGCCGCGGAGGUGCUCCCGGGCGCCGGCGCGGAGGCGGCGGCCCCGCAGGCGGCCUGCGCCGCCGAGGAGGCCGAGGAGGCGGCGGCCCUGCGCACGCACCUCGUGCAGGUGGGCCGCCGCCCGUGGCGGGGCCCGGCGCGGGCCGCCGCGGCGGCUGACGGGCCGAGGCCGCACCUCGGGGGCGCCGCCUCGCUCGCGGGGCGCGGCGCAGAGGCGCCGCCGCCGCAGGCGAAGACCUUCCUGUGGA